ACAAAGGCAGCUACAAUUUGAGUGAACAUCAGUGGUCUGAAGUUUUUGCCAUACAAGGCACUGAAGCAACAGCUAUCAUGGUUGAGCAUGGCACAGCCUUUCCCAAUGGUACAGUCACCUGGAACCCUGAGGUGAAUGCAACAAACAGUUCCUGCCCUUGGCCAGAAGAGUGGCAAUGGGUGCUUCAAAUCCAGCCUGCCUUUCUCUGGCUUAUUGCUAUAGUGGGAGUGGUGGAAAAUUUAUUUGUUCUCAGUGUUUGGUGCUUCCACAAAAGCCGCUGCACUGUGGCUGAAAUUUACCUGGCAAAUUUAGCAAUGGCUGACCUUCUGUUGCUCUGUGGUUUGCCUUUCUGGGCUAUCAACAUAACCAAGAACUUUGAUUGGCCAUUUGGGCUCAUCCUUUGCAAAAUUGUUAACACAAUGCUUUUUAUGAACUUAUAUUCAAGCAUUUAUUUUGCAGUAAUGGUGAGUAUUGAUCGCUACUUGGCCUUGGUGAAAACAAUGUCUCUGGGACGCAUGCGCCAGCCAAUGUGUGCCAAAUGGAACUGUCUUGUGAUUUGGGUUUCUGCCCUUUUCCUUUGCUCUCCUGUUCUGGUAUUCAGAUCAUUAAAGUAUGUGCAUGACUAUAAGGUCACGGCCUGCAUUUUGGAAUAUCCAUCUAUUACCCAGUGGGCGAUUAUCACAACUGUUUUGUUGAACACAGUGGGCUUUCUGAUGCCAGUCUGUAUCAUUACCUACUGUACUGUUCAAAUCAUCCAAGCUUUACAAAACCAUGAAAUUCAAAAGAUCAAAUCCAUUCAAACUGAGAAAAAAGCCACCAUCCUGGUUCUUGCAGUCCUUCUUCUGUUUAUUAUCUGUUGGCUUCCAUUCCAGAUCAGCACCUUCUUGGACAUGUUACAUCGAAUAAAGUUCAUUAUUGGUUGUGAUGCAGAACAAGCCAUUAAUGUGGCUAGCCAGAUUGCUGUCUAUUGCGGUUUCAGCAAUAGUUGUCUUAAUCCAAUAGUCUAUGUCAUCGUAGGCAAACAUUUCCGAAGGAAAUGCAAGGAGGUCUACUUGGGCAGAUUUCCUCGAAGACAUAGCUCAGCCCCAUCUGUCCAGACAGUGACAACCAUGGAAACUGUCCAAACUUCCUUUUCAGUAGAAAAUCAAAGGAAAAAAUCUGAUGUUAGUUUAUCUCAAAAGCAUAAUUUGCUUGUUUCAUGAGGAAAGACAAGAGUUUAAAUAAAAGUAUGGUUUUACAUGGAGCCUCAUUUUCAGUGAUAUGGACUAAUUCAUUACUGAUUAAACUUUGUGGAAGUUGACAUUGGUUUGCAUAGGACAUCAGCUCCAGCCAACUAAUGGGGAUCAGUUAUUAUGUUUGUAUGUGUUUGCUUGUAUAUGUGUCUAUGUGUGUAUCAAAUAUCUGCAUCAUGAAGAUCCUCUUCAGAAGAGAUCUUUCAUCUUUCUGCAAAGAAAAAUCAUCUAUGUCUGCUACAGCAUUUUAAUAGGAUAUUCAGAGAUUCCCAAAUACUUGGGAAAUCUGAUGCACUCCUGUGUUUUUUGCUCUGGACUCCUUGCUCUUCUGCCACAAGAACUCACCCUAGCCACUGUAUGGUUCAUUUUUGCUUGGACAUGAGAGUUGGCAUAAAUCCUAUUCAGAUUUCACAGUGAAUAUGUGAAAAGGAGAAGAUGAUUGUGUCCUGCUGUGAUUUCCAUGCAAAAAGCUUAACAUCUGCAAGUCACAUUAAGUUUUGUCUCAGCUCUUACUUUUCUGCCAGAUAAGGGUAAUCAGUUGUGCACCUGUUUACCCGUCAGGCUCUUUUGACAAAGUCUGGUACUCAGGAAGCAUGCCUAUUGAAUGCAUGUUCAGUUCUCUUUUCUUUAUCCAUAUAGUCACCAUGACUGGGAGCUAGGGCUAUAGUGUAUUCCUAGAGUUGCUUCAGUAAUUCAGUUGUCUGAUAAAUGGAUUAACCUCCAUCUGCUCGCUCUAUGGUAGUUAAUGGGAAUGGAGGAUAGCAGAGGGAGAUAGUCGUGGGUCAUAGGGAAGGAUCUGGAAGUACUGUCACUAUUGUUCUAUGACAUCAGCCAACAGAACUCCUCUUAUUGGUAGGGCCAGCCCUGAACGUAGUAAGAACGUGAACUGAGAAGUGCCAGAUUACCUUUUUUUUCUCAGCAAAUCACUAGCAGCUAGAGAAAAGUCUAAAAGUAGUGAUUCUUUCAGUUUGAGUCCUAUCUCAUUGGCAAUAGAAGUAUAAUCAAUGGCUUCACCUUACAGCAAGGUGAGCGGAAGGUAGAGCAGGAUACCUAUGAUUUGCCAAAGACCAAUGAAGGCUUUCAAUUACAAUGUAUUGUCGAAGGCUUUCAC
This is a messenger RNA of Python bivittatus (Burmese python), 2343 nucleotides long. It is a transcript of the gene BDKRB2, whose product is annotated as bradykinin receptor B2. Gene Ontology annotation, molecular function: C-C chemokine receptor activity; bradykinin receptor activity; C-C chemokine binding. NCBI's taxonomy places the organism in Eukaryota, Metazoa, Chordata, Lepidosauria, Squamata, Pythonidae. Gene Ontology annotation, cellular component: external side of plasma membrane; membrane. The record is from RefSeq and is a predicted model, not a curated record. Gene Ontology annotation, biological process: calcium-mediated signaling; smooth muscle contraction; G protein-coupled receptor signaling pathway.